Molecule: messenger RNA, 726 nt
Organism: Acanthosepion pharaonis
Lineage: Eukaryota; Metazoa; Mollusca; Cephalopoda; Sepiida; Sepiidae
Source: the annotation of a GenBank genome assembly
AUGGAAACCACGAGUAUCGCCGAAUGCCGAGAAAUAUGCCGAAAAAAUCCUCUUUGCCGUUCAUUUGAAACUAAACCGAAGUGCUUACCUUGUGGAGAACACUACUGCUAUCUCUCAAGUGCAAACUUUCCAGAAUAUGAAAUCUACCCAAAUUAUGCUGGAUGGGACCUUUAUAUAUUGAAUCCGAUUCCUUAUACCUGCGCCAAAAUAAAGAAAUGCUCUUUCAUCAGAACGGACACGGAAAUCAAUAUUUCCCCAAGAACUUUGAAUGGCCAAAACGUGUCUGUUUUCUGUGAGGGAAUGUCGACUGAUUUUCCGAAAGAAUACAUCACACUGAGGAAACCAACUUAUUUCGAAGUGCCUUUGAUAAGUAAUACAACAUCCUGCCUUAGUUUCGGAGAGAAUGGAAGAAGGCGUUAUAACAAAGUGCGAUUCCUGCCAGAGGAAAUGGUUCUGGACCUCAAUGAUAAAAAAUUCACUACGUAUGAACCAUUUCCCCACGGAAAAAAAAUGUGUCUUUCUAAGCAAAACUUUACGAUCGAUCUGAGACACACAGAGUUUAUUAUCAGUGAAAAGGCAAAUUGGGUAACUUCCGGCGUUUCCGCUAACAUCACUUCAUCCCAAAUAUCCAAAGAUAAGCAAGUGGCUGUCAUCAGUUGCAGUGGUAAAUGUGGAAUCUGUAAAAGCAUCAGCCCGUUUCCAGUAAUUCUCUUAUUUAAUUUUUAA